UUAGAACCUUGAUUUUUAUAGAUAUCCCAAUUACCAUCCCUGUAGUUCUUAAAAAUUUGAUGUGCAAACUUGCUUGAAAUGGCUUAACAGGAAAAAAAAUGUUCAUUAAGAGAAUAAUGUUUUUACUCUUUUGGCGAACUAAUGAAGAAUUGUUUGUCCAAAGUUCCAUUACUUAUACUCUUAUUUCGCUUCAAAUCAGCAGAUGUUUCCUACAUGCGGGGCCAAUUUUCAGACGAUUGGUAUGUCAUCAGAAAUGACCAAUUCUGCGUAUCUUCAGUUGAAUCCAAUGCAACAAUUGGCAUCUUGUGGGUUGGAUAUGGGGUUAAAUUCCACUGAUUUGGCGCUUCGAAGAACCAUAAGCGCUCCUGGUUCGAUCCCCCCCGAACCAUUUCUUGACACAUCCUGUUUCACUCAAGCCCAACCUACGGCAAUUUGGGAUGCUGGUUUACAGAACAUUUUCAAUGUGGAAUUUCAACAAGGAAGAUCAUCCUUUCAAUCGCAACCAUGUACAGGUUCCAUUGAAGGUAGCAAUUUAAAGAUGGAGAUGGUGAAUGAAACAUCACUCAUUUGA
Molecule: messenger RNA, 571 nt
Organism: Pyrus x bretschneideri (Chinese white pear)
Lineage: Eukaryota; Viridiplantae; Streptophyta; Magnoliopsida; Rosales; Rosaceae
Exons: 3
Coding region: 203-571 (122 amino acids)
Source: RefSeq, a predicted model, not a curated record